Molecule: messenger RNA, 2899 nt
Organism: Chlorocebus sabaeus (green monkey)
Lineage: Eukaryota; Metazoa; Chordata; Mammalia; Primates; Cercopithecidae
Product: KIAA1586 ortholog
Biological process (GO): protein sumoylation
Molecular function (GO): SUMO ligase activity
Source: RefSeq, a predicted model, not a curated record
CGCAGGGAAGGAAGCCCGGGAAUGAGAGAAAGCGGCUCUGAGGGGAUAGCGGGCCAGUGAGGGCCGCCCGUGUUUUGAAGCGGUUUUCGUCUCUUUCCGCUGGUGGCCUCGGAGCUCACGCUGGGGCGGGUACCGGUAGCGCGAGGCGGUGCAGGGCGGGAAGGGGAGUCGUGGCGGCUGCGGCGGCGGGGACAGCAGCGACGGCGGCGGCAGGGACAGCAGGAGCAGUGGUGCUGUCAGCACGGCCGUCGGAGACAUGGGAGACCCGGGGUCGGAGAUAAUAGAAUCUGUCCCUCCAGCUGGCCCUGAGGCAUCUGAGUCAACAACGGAUGAAAAUGAAGACGACAUUCAGUUUGUCAGUAUUCUGUUUCCUAAAAUGCCAAAACGACAGGGUGAUUUUUUGCAUUUUUUAAAUAUGAAGAAGGUGAAAACAGACACAGAAAAUAAUGAAGUGAGCAAAAAUCACUGUGGAUUGUCUAAGGCAAAGGAACUACAUUUCGAGUAUAUUGAACAACCAAUCAUUGAAGAAAAGCCGUCACGUUCAUCAAAGGAAGAAAUAGAUAAUCUUGUGCUUCCCGAUUGUUGGAAUGAAAAACAAGCAUUUGUGUUUACAGAGCAAUACAAAUGGCUUGAAAUAAAAGAAGGUAAAUUAGGAUGUAAGGAUUGUUCAGCGGUUCGGCAUUUGGGAUCGAAAGCAGAAAAGCAUGUCCAUGUGUCCAAGGAAUGGAUUGCAUAUUUAGUAACCCCUAAUGGCAGUAAUAAAACUACUAGGCAAGCUUCUCUACGAAAAAAAAUUAGGGAACAUGAUGUUUCUAAAGCCCAUGGUAAAAUUCAGGAUUUGUUAAAGGAAUCAACAAAUGAUUCAAUUUCUAAUUUAGUGCAUAAACAAAAUAAUAAAAAUAUUGAUGCUACUGUAAAAGUUUUCAAUACCGUUUACAGUUUAGUAAAACAUAAUAGACCUUUAUCUGAUAUUGAGGGGGCAAUAGAAUUACAGGAAAAAAAUGGAGAGGUAAAUUGUUUGAAUACACGUUACAGUGCAACAAGAAUAGCAGAACAUAUUGCAAAAGAAAUGAAGAUGAAGAUAUUUAAGAAUAUUAUAGAAGAGAAUGCCAAAAUCUGUAUCAUAAUUGAUGAGGCAUCUACAGUUUCAAAGAAAAGCACCCUAGUGAUUUAUCUCCAGUGCACAAUUCAGUCAGCUCCUGCACCUGUUAUGUUAUUUGUGGCUUUAAAAGAAUUGGUGUCAACUACAGCAGAGUAUAUUUUCAAUACAUUAUUGACUACUUUAAAUGAUUGUGGUUUUACAAAUGAAUAUUUGAAAGCAAAUUUAAUUGCAUUUUGUUCUGAUGGUGCUAAUACAAUCCUGGGAAGAAAGUCUGGAGUAGCUACAAAAUUGUUAGAAAAUUUUCCUGAAAUCAUCAUUUGGAACUGUUUAAAUCAUCGAUUACAAUUGUCACUUGAUGAUUCUAUAUCUGAAAUAAAACAAAUUAAUCAUUUUAAAAUAUUUCUUGAUAAAAUUUAUUCUAUUUAUCAUCAACCUAAUAAAAAUCAAACCAACCCUCUAGGAACUGUAGCUAAAGAACUUGAAACUGAAAUUAUUAAAAUUGGUCGGGUAAUGGGACCAAGAUGGGCAGCAUGUAGUUUACAAGCUGCUACUGCUGUAUGGCAUGCAUAUCCUAUAUUAUAUAUGCAUUUUUCUCAUUCUUUCUGUGGUUUGGCAAAGAGAUUAGCUAACAUUAAUUUCUUACAAGACCUUGCUUUAAUGAUUGACAUUCUUGAAGAAUUUUCAGUACUUUCAACUGCAUUACAGUCAAGAUCAACUAAUAUUCAGAAAGCACAAAAAUUGAUCAAACGUACCAUAAGAGCUUUGGAAAAUUUAAAAAUUGGUACUGGAAAGUAUGAAUCUCAAAUUGAAGAUUUGAUCAAGUCAGAUAAGUUUAAAGAUAUUCCAUUUAAUAAAAACAAUAAAUUUAAUGCUCUUCCUAGGAAUAUAUUACUAGACAAUAUAAUUCAGCACAUGAACCUACGCCUUUUAUCUGAUGGAAACCAUGAACGUAUUUUUAAUUACUUUGAUUUGCUAGAACCUUCUACAUGGCCUUAUGAAGAAAUAACUUCACCAUGGAUAGCUGGUGAAAAAAAAUUAUUUCAUUUGUGUGAAAUUUUAAAAUGUGAAGUUGAUUUGAAUGAUUUUCGGGAAUUUGUAAAUAAUAAUAUAAAAUCAAACAAUGUUUCAAUUCCUGCAACUAUACAAAAAGCUAAAAAGAUAGUUAGCACCAUUGCAAUCAAUAGUGCUGAAGCUGAAAGGGGUUUCCAUUUAAUGAACAUAAUUUGUACAAGGGUGAGAAAUAGUUUGACAAUAGAUCAUGUGUCAGAUUUAAUGACAAUAAAUUUAUUGGGGAAAGAACUAGCAGAUUGGGAUGCAACACCGUUUGUAAAAUCCUGGUCAAAUUGCAACCACAGGUUGGCUACAGAUACGAGAGUUCGGCAAAAGUCAACAAAAGUCUUCCAUGAGAAUCAAUUGGCUUUAUGGAACUUACAAUAGAAUAUUGUAUAUGUUUUUUAUCAUCUGUAAAUUAUGUACUGCACAUCCUUUAUGUACAUAAAGGUGUUUUUUUUUUUUUUUUUUGGAAAGCCAGUUAAACUUUUGUCAGCACGUUGCUGUUUAAAAGGCGUUCUCUAAGAAGAUAAUCUUGAAGAUUGGUUUUAGGAGCUAUAGGUUUUUAGACAUUGGCCCAUGUUUCCUAGAAUGGGUCAUAAUACGUAUUCCAUGAAGUUCUGUACAGAACAAACACUAUUUAUAAUUUUGUACUGUUUUACUUUAAGGAUGCAAAAAAUAACAGGACUCAGAUAAGUUCUAAGCCCUGGAGGUUAUAUCAAAUAAAAGAGAAAUGGAAUAAAAACU